Paramuricea clavata is the source of this 1550-nucleotide messenger RNA. Lineage: Eukaryota; Metazoa; Cnidaria; Anthozoa; Malacalcyonacea; Plexauridae. The record is from the annotation of a GenBank genome assembly.
GACCUGAACUGCAAGGGAAGAACAGCUACCGUGUUCAUGAUCUUCUCUUGGACUUUGCACGAGGAAAGCUUCGCGAUACAAUAAUCGAAGUUCAAUACACGUUUCUUGAAGCGCUUCGUUCUCAAUGUGUGAAUGAAGAAUGGGCGAAAUUUCAAGGCAAUAAAGAGUAUCACUUUAGGUACGCAAUCCUUCAAAUACACUAGAAAUAUAUCAGUUUGGAGUAGGCACAUCGCAUGUUUACUAGAAUAAACUGGUUUAGCAUUAAAUUGAAAUUAAUUUAAAAUCGUAAUCACCUUCCUAGCUUGCAGUCUUUUUUUGUGUUGAUGUUCUAGUAGAGCUGAUCACCUGUCCGUAUUUAUUUAUUUAUGUUUAUAUUAUGUAUUUAUUUGUUUAUUUAUUAUUAAAUUUUGCCACAAUUGUUAAAUCAGGUCAGCUAGACGCACAUAAUUCUGAUUAUUAUUAUUGUUACUAGGUAUUUACCCUAUCACCUACACUCGUCCGAGCAAUAUGGAGAACUACUUAAACUGUUCUUUGACUUUCAUUGGCUGCAACAGAAAGUAAAAGAGACAAAUUUGCCAUCUUUAAUUUCCGAUUUCCGUUUCUUGGGUACGGCUUCGCACGAAAUUAAACUGCUCAAAUCGUCGUUAAUGUUAUCUGCUGACGUCAUCGAGAAAACGCCCGAUUCUAUGGGUCCGCAACUGUUAGGUAAUAGUGAGCUUAAGCAAGCGACGUUUUUGUCAACCCGGACGUAACCCGAAAAUUGGUGUGUCUAAUUUUGGCGGCAUGUUAUCAUAGCGCUCGUGUAAGGAAGCAGAAAUCUUAUGUUUUGUCAUAUGUGUUGAAGAUUACCACAAACUGAUACAAACACAGUUUUCAAUUUUAUUUUUUUUAAUCCAGUCCCCUCGGCAAUCUGACGUUCGUGUUGACAAAAACGUCGCUUGCUCAAGCUCGCUAUAAUUCAAAUCAUAUACCGUAGUUUGCCGAAUAAAACUUGGGUUAGCUUCUCUUCUCUAAUCUUAAUACUAGUGCCCUAAAAUGUUCUUCCUAUAGAGUCCAGUAAAUUAAAGGUCAUCUCAGUCUUACUGAUCCAGUGUUACUAGCGAAGGAAACCUAAACUAAAUUAACUUUAGUUGAAUUAGACUGUGUCUGUGGAGGUACAUAACGGUCAAUUCUUUUUCAUGCGGUCAUUACUGCAAAAGGAAUUCUAAACUGAAGGUCAAGCUUGGGUAACUCUAUCACCAAGAAUAUUAAAACAGCAAUAUCUCACCCAUACUAAUACUGAUGUAUUUUUGCAGGUAGAUUGCUAUCUUCUGCCAACGAACACCCAACUGUGAACGCCCUUAUAAAACGCGUUCGUGAAUCGUGUACAAAGACUUGCCAUAUUUUACCACUCUUUUCUUGCCUCUCCGAACCCGUUGGGCCACUGAUCAAGAUAUUUAGAAAGCAUACUGAUAAAGUACUAGCAUUACUGACGUCUGUUAGUUCAACUGGGACCACUGUUAUUUCUGCAUCAACAGACCGUUCAAUCAAGAUUCAUGAACUAGAAACGG